This is a messenger RNA of Dufourea novaeangliae, 1743 nucleotides long. RefSeq names its product bifunctional coenzyme A synthase (gene Ppat-Dpck). Lineage: Eukaryota; Metazoa; Arthropoda; Insecta; Hymenoptera; Halictidae. Bases 169 to 1743 code for a protein of 524 amino acids. The record is from RefSeq and is a predicted model, not a curated record. The transcript is spliced from 5 exons. Gene Ontology annotation, molecular function: ATP binding; dephospho-CoA kinase activity. Gene Ontology annotation, biological process: coenzyme A biosynthetic process.
UGUAUAGAUAAGAGAAAUUCGUCCUUCAAAUAUAAAAUAUUGCGUAAUGCACAAACCGAUAUGCAAAAAAUACGGGUGUAUGAAGUAUAUAUAAUGCGCAACGCGAGUCAUUAUUUGACGGAAGAAUCAUUGGACGAAAGGGUUAAAGGUUGAAACUUCAAUUACACAAUGGCAAACACCGGUUUAUUAGUUUUAACAAAUCCAUCAAAGGUGACAAAAUUACUGCCUAUUAUCAAAAAGCAUGUAUUGAAAACUUUGUACAUUCAAUAUUUUCCUGAGAAGAAUAGUUUUGUGUCAGGAAAUUACACGGUUACGAAACCACGACAAACAAUACCCCACUAUGCACGUAUAAUUUCUAGUAUUUAUAUUGACACAUCUACGGUUUCCUCACGCCUUGAUAUUCGAGUUUUACUGACAAGUAUGAAAAAUUCCAAUUUAUCGAUAAUAAAUACGAAAAAGCCUGUGGAAAUAGUAAUUUUUGAUCAAAUCUAUAGUAAAAGAGAAGCUGACACAUUCAUACAGGAUUAUUUAGCGAAUACUUCCAUGGGCUGCAAUUUUAUUAGCUUGAAUGAUGAUCAAAAAGUGGAGAACACAGAUGUAAAGUCUUGCCUCGAAGAAGAAAAAACUUAUAAGAAUGUAGUACUCGGUGGUACAUUUGAUCGAAUACAUAAUGGUCACAAAAUAUUUUUAAGCGAAGCUGUAUUACAUUGCACAGAAAAACUUACAGUUGGUGUAACCAAUACGAAUAUGUUGUACGGAAAAUUAUUAUGGGAAUUGAUAGAACCAUGUUCAAAAAGAAUAACGAAUCUUAAAGACUUUUUAGAAGAUAUAGAUUCAACAUUAAAAUAUGAUGUGGUUGGAAUAAAUGAUAUGUAUGGUCCUACCAAAGAUGAUCCAACAUUCGAAAUGAUAGUAGUUAGUGAAGAAACAAUACGUGGUGGAGACAAAGUUAAUGAACUGCGUAUACAAAAGAACUUAAAUAAAUUGGAUAUACAUGUAGUGAAAUUAAUAAAAGAUGAGAAUCAUAGGGAACACGAAGAACAUAAAAUCAGUUCAAGUAAUAAUAGAAUAAGAUUAUUAGGAACACGAUUACGACCUCCUAAGCUAGGUGACAAACCUUUGAAACCCUACAUUAUUGGUUUAACUGGUGGUAUUGCAAGUGGAAAAUCAUCAGUAGCUGAGAAAUUAGAAAAAUUAGGUGCAGCACUUGUAAACUGUGACAAAAUAGCUCAUGAUUUAUAUUUACCUGGAAAACGUUGUUUUGAUGCAAUACUUGAAGCCUUUGGUUCAACUGUUCUGAGAUCAGAUGGAUUUAUUGAUAGAAAAACACUUGGGAAUAUAGUAUUCAAUGAUAAAGCACAAUUGAAGAAAUUGAAUAAACUUGUUUGGCCUAUAAUUUUGGAUGAAGCAAAAAAAAAAAUAAAUGAAUUUUAUGUGAAAGGAUUUGAUGUAAUUAUAAUGGAGGCAGCAGUGUUAAUUCAAGCCAAGUGGCAAAAUGAAUGCCAUGAAAUUUGGACGUGUAUUAUUCCUCAAGAAGAGGCCAUUAAGCGAGUGAUAGAUCGAAAUGGAUUAACUGAAGCUGAUGCAAAGUUAAGAAUCCAAGUUCAACCUAGUAAUGUAGAGCAAAUUAACGAAGCUAAUGUUGUUAUAUGUAGUUUGUGGAGUCAUCAUAUUACUCAGAAUCAAGUACAAAAAGCGUGGGAAAAUUUAAUGGAUUUCUUAUCAGCCCAAGAUAAAAGUUAA